Messenger RNA from Mytilus californianus (California mussel), 2030 nucleotides. RefSeq lists its product as uncharacterized. Lineage: Eukaryota; Metazoa; Mollusca; Bivalvia; Mytilida; Mytilidae. The transcript has 9 exons. The record is from RefSeq and is a predicted model, not a curated record. Bases 360 to 1523 code for a protein of 387 amino acids.
UCAACAUAGUAUCAUGGAAACUGUAGUACACAAUGUUAAAAUAAUUAGGUGACAUUUUAUCUAUGUCAGUAUAACUUUCAUCAUUAUGAUUUCAUGGUUUUCAUAUCUUAUUACUCUUUAAACAUUUAAAUACUUGGCGUUUAAUUAUCUUCCAUGUAGAAAAUUCGAGAAAAUAUAAGAUAAGCAAAACGAUAUCCGAGUAGCCAUUAAACUCUAUCAGGGGCGGAUUCCGAAACAAAAGAAAAGAGACGACGAAUAGGAAUAUACCUGAACGAAAAAGGAGAAACUGUAAACUGCAAAGCAACAAACAUUAUAACACACAUACAACAGCAUACAGUUACAAGCUACAGCAUAUCAUAAUGAUAGGUAUAUUGUACUGUCUUGGGAUGGUUCUAAUUGUUACAGUUUAUGGACAGAUUCCUCCCGGAGAUCCAACCAUAAUUGGGCCAUCUGAAAUUUUGCUGAACGAUAACGUUACACUAACAUGUUCCUCAGCUGGCGGUGACCCAUUGCCAACAUUGACAUGGCUGAGAGGUGAUGUAAGAGUAACUACAACCCAAACGACAGUAAAUGGUAUCACUUCAUCAACGCUAAAUUUUAUUGCAUCAAGAGAGUAUCAUCUACAAGUUUUUGAAUGCCAGGUGGAUAAUAAAGUUCUACAAAAUUAUCUCGUUAGGACAUUUUCUGUGGAACUUCUAAUUACGCCCGAUCCUCCAGUAAUAAAUGGACCAUCAUUCCUUAUAUCAGGACAAUCUGGUACUUGGACUUGUACUUCUAUAAAUGGAUACCAUGCACCUAGUAUUUCAAUGGAAAUAGAAAGCAAACAUUUUGACGAUAUAACUGUGGUUUCAAAAUAUGACACCUCGUCAAAAGCAUAUAUAGUGACUGGUUCCGUAAAUUGGGCUCCUACUACUGCCAAUGAUGGUCAGACGAUAUUAUGCGAAGUAAGACAUCAGACUUUGACAUCACCACAAACAGUCGGUUUAUCAAUAGCUGUAAAUGCUUCAGACACUUUCCCAACACACAUUCCACUAUUUUCAACAGAAAUUACAUGGGGAGAAAUCGUUGCAAUUGUUCUUGGAAUAUUUUUCUUUUUGUUACUCUUUGUAGUUUGCGGAUUAUUACAAGGUUGUUGUGUAUGCUGUUGUGGAUCUAGUGCUGGAAUAUAUAAAGAAAAACGUGAGGCAAAACUUACGUAUCAAGUUGCCAUUAUAGAGAGAGAACGAAAAGACUAUGAAAUUACAAAAUAUGAAAUAGUAGAACCUGAAAAACACCAAGUUAUGGAACAUGACAAUUUAACUAAUAAAAGAACAUCUAUUUCAACGACAUCAACAACUCUAUCAAAACCACCUUUCCCCCGUCCAUAUCAUAUACCGGGUAGACAAUAUACAUAUGAGGAAGAAGAACGUAGGCGUCAGAUGUGGAAGAAAAAUAAAAGAACUCGACACCACAGUGAUGUACAGAUGGAAGAUCAAAUUGUUCUCCAAGAGAGAAUAGUUAGCAGUAGUCUGUCUAAUGAAUAGCAAUAGACAAACGCAUGUGUGCAUACAAUCUGUAAAAAUGUUAUUUUUGUGUGAAGAGGGAUAACUGCAUUUUUACUAUUUCCGAAAGGAUUUAGACAAAUAACAAAGUUGAAAUAAAAAUUAAUGCAAAUUUUUAACAGCAUUGUAGGUUAAAAUAAAGUCAAAAUUAUCUAUUGCAGUUCUUACUUUGCAAUGGUAAAUGAUUUAAUAUUCCAAAAUAACAUAAAUAUAUAAAUGCUUUGCAAAUGUAUAGUUAGAGUCAUUCAUAUUUACAUUAAGGCUCAUGUUUAAAAAGCAUUUCACGUUUUCAUUUCUUCAUUUACAUAAAUAUAUAACUGAAUAACCUUUUAAUAUAUUAAAUAUUAUCAUAUAGUUUAAUUUUGGAUGUGACGCGUAUUCUGAUUGGCUGACGGUGUUUUGUUUAUCAGCUCAUAGACAUAAUUUUGUCAUGUGACCGUGACGUCGUCAACGUUUUUUCAUGAUUUACUCCGGUUUAAAAUGGAAUUU